UACCCACUAUUCACACUCAUUCAUCACUAUCACUCUCUCACUUCAUUUAUCUUCAACGCUUCAACAAUGAAAUCCACCGGAAAAAGCCACAAAUCCACCACCGGAAAAUCCUCCUCCGCAUCAGAAUCUCGCAAAGAUCGCAAAUCAUCCUCUGGAAUGAGCGGUUCACCGAAGAAAGGAGGUCACGGAGGGAAGUUCACAUGGAUCGGAUCUGAUCACCUUCAGAUCGGUGCUGAAAACGAAGCUGCUUUGGAUUCUAAGGAUCCGAAUUUUGAAGAUCAUGAAGAAAUCAUCGUCGCCGACACUGACACCGUCGCCGCCGCUGUUACCGUUUGAUUGCGGUGGUUGUGUUUCGUUACUGGUUAUGUAAAUAGAGUAAUUUGAAUUGAAUAAUGUGAAUUGUGAAAGUGAGAUUAUGAAGAAAUGUUUUGGAGUUUGGUUAAUCUAGAUUUAGAAUUAUGUUUAUGUCAUUUUCUAUAUAGUUUUGUAAAUUAAUCAGUGAUAUUAAACUAGUUUAAAGUUUUCAUGACUAUUUAAA
This is a messenger RNA of Medicago truncatula (barrel medic), 538 nucleotides long. RefSeq names its product programmed cell death protein 4. The record is from RefSeq and is a predicted model, not a curated record. Lineage: Eukaryota; Viridiplantae; Streptophyta; Magnoliopsida; Fabales; Fabaceae. The transcript has a single exon. The coding region runs from base 67 to 336 and encodes 89 amino acids.